AGCAUGUGAUAGACAAAAGAAGUUGCAUAUUUUACAAAAAUAAAGAAAUUUGUUGACGUUUGCAUAGAUUUUUGUGAAAUUUCGAUUAUUUUACAAAAAUAAGCCACAAAGUGUGAAUUGAUAUAUACAAGAUGGAUUUAACUAUAUUAAUAGGUAUAGCUACAGCCCUAUUAGCGAUAUUAGUAACACUAUUUUUCUUGCAAAAGAAAAAACCCGAAAAAGAUGAUAAAAAACCACAACAACAACGUGGUGUACCUCAACGGGCCCAAGAAGGUGUACCACGACGAGCUCAAAUUGUACGCAAUCAACGUAAUCGCUUAAGGCAAAAUGCUGCACCUGCUGCUGGUAACGCAGCGGCUGCCUUAGAUAAUGCCCUCAAUGAUGAAGACAGUGAUAAUGACAACGAACAAGGUGAUAUUCCACAAGGUCAAGUUUUAGAUGAAAAAAUGGGUGCCAAGAAGAGAGCAAAAAUGGAACAAAAAGAACAAAAACGUUUAAUGCGUGAACAAGAAAUGAAAAUGCGUGAAGAGAAAAAGGCCAAAGAGUCCAAAUUGGAGGAAGAACGUAAAAAGCUAGAAGACCGUGAAGCCGAAGAAGAACGCAAACAAGUUGAGGCAGAACGUUUGGCCCGCGAAGAACAGGAGCGUAAAGAACAUGAAGAGUAUUUGAAAAUGAAGGCCGCCUUUAGUGUCGAAGAAGAGGGUUUCGAAGAAGGUGAAGAUGAAAAAGAAAAUCUAUUGGCUGAUUUUAUAAAAUACAUACAAGACAACAAAGUUGUGGUGUUAGAAGAUUUAGCCACAGAAUUCAAAUUGAAAACGCAACAGGUCAUUGAACGUAUACAGGAACUGCAAGCCAAUGACACUAUAACCGGUGUCAUAGAUGAUCGUGGUAAAUUCAUAUACAUUUCGGAAGAGGAACUCAAAUCGGUAGCUAAAUUUAUCAGGCAAAGAGGUAGAGUUUCAAUAGCAGAGUUGGCCGAAAGUAGUAAUAAUCUAAUCAAUUUAACACCUGUGGAUACUAAUUAAGUUAAGUGCAGGAGAGUUUUGUUAAAAAUAUUAGAGAUAAUGUAGGUAUAACUUUUAAUUUCCUGGUUCUUCAUUUCUGUUAUUGAAUAUAGUUUUUAUUUUGCUUUUUCUAGUGUAAAUACGAAAAAUUAAAUUGGUUUACUAACUUAAGAAACUAAAAUCAAGGUCA
This is a messenger RNA of Calliphora vicina (urban bluebottle blowfly), 1194 nucleotides long. It is a transcript of the gene Ddrgk1, whose product is annotated as DDRGK domain containing 1. The transcript is spliced from 2 exons. NCBI's taxonomy places the organism in Eukaryota, Metazoa, Arthropoda, Insecta, Diptera, Calliphoridae. The record is from RefSeq and is a predicted model, not a curated record. The coding region runs from base 132 to 1025 and encodes 297 amino acids.